Molecule: messenger RNA, 734 nt
Organism: Prorocentrum cordatum
Lineage: Eukaryota; Dinophyceae; Prorocentrales; Prorocentraceae
Source: the annotation of a GenBank genome assembly
AUGCCCCCCAUGAAGCGCCCGUCUUCGAAGCCCGUUGUUGUCAGGAAGCCCGCGGCCGCCGCGAGUGACUUCGACGUGGUCCGCAAGCCAUCAGCUGUGGAUUGGCGCCAGUACGACAAGGAGUGCGACGCGAACUCGAGCCAGAGCGUCCCCUCCGACAGCGACUCCGAGGCGAAUGCCGAGCCCGACCUCAGCAGCAAGCGGGCCAAGACUUCGUCUGCAGUCAUCGUGCCUGGCCAGCGUCAGGACGGCUCGCAACUCCCCGUCGAGGACCACAGCCCCUAUACGGCCCAGCAGAUCUACGUCGGGAAGAAGUUCAUGAAAGCGGCGCCCGCCAUCAAGAAGCAGUUCGACGAGGGCAACCGCGAGGAGCGCAAGGUGCUCAUCAACUCGCUCGUGCCUCGCGAUGUGGCGUACUCGGCUGUGUUCGACAUGUCCAAGGCGCAGGCGUGGAUCACGCGCCAGAUGGCGACCAAGAAGACCGAGGGCGAGUUGUGCAAGCAGACGCACCACACCUGGUCGUGGUGGCUCAAGGAGUGGGGCGAGGAGCUUGUCGAGAAGGCCAAGCAGAGGAAGGACCUGGUCGAGGAUGCGGACGGCCUCUGGUACGAGCGGUCCAAGGAGCUGACUCGCAGGGUCACCAAGACGGACGAGAACACGACCGCGCUGAAGCAGGAGGGCGACGGCAAGCAGGGGCUCGAGGCGCAGACGACCAUGCAGAUCGACUGGCAGCA